UAUAUCGUGUGAGCACGCGGCCGGGCGAGUAGGUUUGCGUUAACAAGCAUAUUCAAGAAAGCAUUCGCCAAAAACGGAUAUGUACAUAUAAGCUGAUUCGUAUCAUAUUGAUGCAUUUAAUGCUCCGCAACAGAGCGUUCCGUUGUGUGUUGCACAACACAUUCCGUAUUCGAAUCUCCGAAGGCACGCUGUGGCUAACCGGCAACACGAAUUAACCACAUAUUUUUAUACAUAUCGUUGAAAGUUAAGUGGAUAGUUCGUGUUGGGUGCCUUACAGCCAGAGAAAACUAACUCACUUUGGUCAGUUGAAAUCUGCACCCCAUUACAUCAACAUGUCAUCGCUAAAAAACGUUCAUUGUUUCAGUAUCUGGCCGAUUGUGUUGACGUGUGCGACGGCCUUUUUUUGCGGUACAUUGUUUCAACGUAAUGGAAUUUCCACAAUCUCAGCACAUUGCACGAAUGGUGCCAAUAUGCAUGUCAGUUUUCAUCGAAACUUUAACCAAACGUAUACGCUGGCCGCCGAACAAACUGUAACCGCAUUCCUACGAAAAGGCCAAAAUGCAAGAUUUUCUGUGAAUUUGGACCAAACAACGCCGCUCACUGUUUCCAUCCAUGUCGAUCAAGUGGGCGUGAUUAUUCCACAGCUGUUUUAUAAUGAAUCGGUGAAUCUAUCAAAGUAUUUCCUUACCAAUGUAUCGGUCUAUAACAUUCCGUGCGCACCGAAUGGCCAGUACGAUAUUUUGGUGGCUUCCAAAGGAAACGCUCAGAUCAACGUCAAUGUUUCGCAACAAAAGCCAUUUUUAGCUCAGAAGCUACUGCAAUACGUUCAAACGUCGCGGAUUCGGUACGAAAAUCGCAUUCACAAGCGUCAAGUGAUUUUCAAAUGGGACAAAAGCAAACUCGACAUUCAUGCAGUGCAUUACUGUUUGGCCAUAAACACUCACAGUAAUCAACGAACAUUUUGCGAUGCAAUGGAUCAUGUGAUUGGAAAAUCACCGAAAAUGUUCUGUUCGCGAUUGAAAGGCACACUCAACAAUUACUUCUAUCGGCCAGUUGAUCGAAUUUCGAAUAUUGAUGCUAAGCGUGGAACGGCUUUGGCUUGCACUGGUCCGCGAAGUAGACACACACUGGCUGGAUUAAUUCCGAACAAAAAGUAUUUCGUCGAUGUGUUUGGCAUACAUAAGAUGGUGCCUGGGCUGAUAUUUAAGCUAGCUUCAACAUCACUUGUGUUCAACUAUACAAAUCCAAUUGAAUUACACGAGGAUCAAACUGAACUGGGUAAAUGGUCGGAAUUUGACAAGCGAACAUCGUUCGUGUUCAAGCCAAAUGGCACGCAGAGUGCCAAGAGGGUCAUGUUUCUAGUCAUUCCUUGCGGUCAUCCAGUAAAAGUGAAAGUAUCAUCAGUCAAGAGAUUGAAAAAAGUUGUGGACACAAACAUAGCAACGAUGCUAAAGUUCAAUAAUCUUAGAGAAAAUGAUCGAUUCAUGGUUAAAUUCUCCCCGACCAACUCAGACGAAGGCUUACAGCGAAGGAGUUUCAAACUGGUGGCGACAACCAAAUCGAAAUUCGUAAACUACCCAAUGUUACCGGUUGAUAUGCGUGUGUCAGAGGUGACUUCAUUGAGCACUUGCAGUGAAUCAACCAUCGAAUGGCAUCCAUCGCCUGAUCCACGCCCAAUAACCUACUGCAUUGUGGCAAUAAAGAUUCAAGCGAAGAGCUUCAACGAUUUUAUUACAAGCAUUGACACCUGCGACAUCGAGAAAUACCAAAAAAAGUUUCUGCCAAAUAAGAAAUACGAUUGUAUAAUGAGUUCGCACAAUGAAAGUUUGGCCAAAAGUAUGGAACGUUUCAAAUUGGGGAAUCUGGAGCAAAAUCAUGGCUACAUAGUGCAGGUCACGUUGAAGGUGAACAAAGAGGUUAUCGCUUAUCAAACGCUGAAGCUAUUCAAAAGUCAUCAUUGCUUCAAGCCCAUUCUAAAUAAUGCUAAUCAGUUACCGAACGCAGCGCCUCCCAAUUCUACUGAUCGACAUAUUGAGGACAAUAAUAUUUUUGUGUCAUAAGCAUUCGUAUAUUUAAUCGUGCCCAAUCUAAUCUUAUACGUAUUUAUGCUAAUUAAUUCCUUUUGUACUUAAUAUUAAUAAUAAUCGAAUUGCCGACGAUGAACAGCUUCAAUUCAAAGAUAUAUUUAUCGAUCCGAUGUUGGGUUACAAUUUCCGCAUAUAUAAAAUUUGAACGAAUUGUACUCAUUUAGACUACACAUUUAACUCUAAAAAAAACUCAUUCAUCGAAUGCCAAAGUAUCUCAUAUAAAUUCAGAAUGCCAAUUUUUUUAAAAUAAAAAUGAAAUUGCUAAAAACCACAAUUUAGAUAUCUUUCGUGAGACAUAUUCGAGAUUGCUUUACCGUCAUGUGUUUAAUUCAGCCAUUCCGUGCAAGAUUUUGAUGUCAUUCUUUGAACAAAAAGACAAUAAAGACUUUUCUACAUUUUUACUACUUAGAAGCAAUACAAUAAUUUCUUACUCUUGUUUUUCCUUUUGAAAUUCGUUCCACAAAUGGUUUGUAUUUCCAAUUUUUUCGGUGAUACCAAAAACUUUUAUCGAAUCAGAAAAAGAGAACCCUUGAACCAAUUGAUUUCUUUUUGACCGUUUUCUUGUU
Molecule: messenger RNA, 2653 nt
Organism: Sitodiplosis mosellana (orange wheat blossom midge)
Lineage: Eukaryota; Metazoa; Arthropoda; Insecta; Diptera; Cecidomyiidae
Gene: nord
Exons: 10
Coding region: 333-2060 (575 amino acids)
Source: RefSeq, a predicted model, not a curated record